AAUUAUUUAAAUAUAAUAACGUACCUUUCCAAUGCUAUAAAAAGUCUGUGCUUGGGUUUCUUCCAAAUCCUACAUUUUAAAUCAUGUCUAGAAGCAAAUGUUUAUCAAGUAAAAUCAAUAUUUCAAGCUGCCUGUUACUUAAAAAUGGACCGUAUUGCAAAAGAGUUGGCUAGUUUUAUGCUGAAAUACUUAAAUGUUGAUAAUUGUAUUGAGAUACGUUCUCUUCCUUGUAUAUCAACAAGUAUAUCAUUUAUCAACCAAAUUAACUCAUUUAUAUCAGCACACAUGAAAGAGAUUGCAGAAACUUCAACUUUCCUUUCAUUACCAUGCAUUCAAAUAGAAAUUUUAAGUCAAACAAAACAAGAGAUGACUUUGAGUACAGGCGAUUCUGUAUCUCAAUUAGUAUUAGAUUGGAUUAAACGUUGUUAUGAUGAGAAUGAACCAGCAACAUUCUUUAAUGGUCUWAUGGAAAAAACAUACAUGUUAUACUUGGCAUUAGAUAACAUAUUGCAGGAUUGUUCAGAACUUCCAUCUGGAGAGUUAAGCGAUACUGAAAUUGUUCAGGAUUAUAAAAAAUUAUCCAAGAAAUCAACAUCUAUUCCUAAGACUAGACGUAAAGGUCAAAUACAACCAGCUAAAUCUAGAGUUUUAAUAUGCAACCGUGAAAUGCAUGAACGGAGAGAAAGUUUUAUUGAUAGUGAUUGGACUAUACUUGGUGUUACUUGUGUUGGAGAACAUACCUUUUCUGCUUUGGCCUCAUUGAAAGGUAAAUUAUGUUCUUUGAGCAUAAAAUUAAAACUAAAUAUAUCUAUGUUAUCAAAUCCACCUUCUACUCAACCUUCACCAUUGCAAAGCCGAGCUGAGUCACAAGAAUCAUUGCCAGAUCUUUAUUGUGCUUUAGCUCUUAUGUCAUCUGGAAAAUGUGCUAUUGGUUGUGCUAAUUUUAACAACAAUUUAUUAGUAUGUGGAGGUUAUGAUCGAACUGAAUGUAUAAAAAACGUAGAGUCUUAUGAUCCUGAACAAAAUGUUUGGGAAACUAUUGAACCGAUGUGUGAGGCCCGUGGGCGAUUUAAUAUAGCAGUAUUGAAUAACAAAGUAUAUGCUGUUGGAGGUUGCAAUGGAACAACAGAACUAUCUACAGUUGAAUGUUAUKACAUAAUUAAAAAAAAGUGGAUUUCUGUGACUUCCUUACCACUGGCUCGAUCAAAUGCUGGUGUUUGUGAACUGAAUGGUAAAAUUUAUUGCAUUGGUGGAUGGAAUGGUCAAGUUGGAAUUAAACAAAGUGAUGUCUAUGAUCCAAACACAAAUAAAUGGACUAGUAUUGCUCCGUUACAAACAGGAAGAAACCAAGCAGGUGUGUGUGCAAUGAAUGGUAAAGUGUAUGUUGUGGGUGGUUGUGAUACUUGGAAUUGUUUAAAUACUGUGGAGUGUUAUGAUCCUGAGACAAAUUCAUGGUCAUUUAUUAAACCAAUUAUUACACCUAGACGUGGUUGUGGACUUGCGCAUAUCAAAGGAAAAUUAUAUGUUGUCGGUGGUUCUGAUGGAACUCAAUCUCUAGCUACUACUGAAAUGUAUGAUCCAAAUGAAAGAAUGUGGAUUCCUGGUCCAAAUAUGAUAACACCUCGUGCAAAUGUAGGAGUUGCUGUAGUUGGGAAUAGAUUGUACGCCGUUGGGGGAUUUUCUGGUAAAAAAUUCUUGAACAGUAUUGAAUUUUUGGAUGAAUCCAUGGAUGAAUGGACCAGAUUUAGUCCAAGAAAUAAUUGUUCGAAAUCAGAAUCUCCACUUCCAACAACUGAUACAGUCUGUAGUUUUAAUGAUUGUGAAGUUUUAAAUGGUAUCUCAGAGUAAAGAAAAGAAAAGAAUUUCUUUUUAUACAUACAUAUAAUUAUUUUUCAAACAUUUUGUAUUUAAAUAAUAUUUAUUUUAAUAGUGUCAUUCUCUUACAAUGUUCAUAUUGAAUUCCCUAACUGGCAAGUUUUAUAAUACCUAAAACUGCUGACCAAUCAUAUACUUUCAAUAUUUUCUAUUAAAAAAAAAGACUAUUUUCUUAAUUUUUUUAUGGAACACAUUGUGUAUAAUCUUUUGAUUACUCAGUUAAUCUAUAAAAUAUAACAUUUAAUAGUUGUUACUAGAAAUAAUUAAAGUGAAUAGGAAAUUUUUUUAUAAGUUUCUUUAAUUAAUUAAUUACAUUUUUUUCUUACUCCGUUACAAAAUAUCAAUCAAUAAUACUGUGUAUUUACAUAGGUAAUACAAUAAUAUGUAAAUUUAAAUCUGAUUAUUUUCAAUUUGUAGCUGUCAAAAACUUAUUAAAAUGUUGAUCACUGAUGGGAUUUAUGACUGGAUAUUAAUAUUAUGUGCUAGUAUGUUUAGUUAUAAGUAAUUAAUAACAUAUUUAAAAUUCCAGUUUCAACUGUGAAUUGGCUAUUUACCAAAUAAUUACUAUGUAACACUAUUUAUGGUUCGAGUACUUAGGUGACCAAUUUUUGAUGAACCUUAUUUUAAAAAUAAAACCUUUUGGAGAAUGUAAAUCCUUUUAGGUUAAAAUACAUUUUAAAAUGCUAAUGUUUUAGUUUUUGUCCUUGGUAUUUUAUAAUUUAUUGUAAUAGACUCAGAAAAUACAUUAAAUAUAUAUUAAACACAAAUAUUGUUAAUGACUAAGAAACAAAAAGAAACUUAGAUGUAUUAAUUGCUGAGAAACAUCACUUGGUUUAGUUCCUGAAUGUAUUUUAUUAUUUUACAAAUAGUUCAUUUUAAGCAAUAAUUAUAACAGAAUUUAUUAUG
Molecule: messenger RNA, 2781 nt
Organism: Diuraphis noxia (Russian wheat aphid)
Lineage: Eukaryota; Metazoa; Arthropoda; Insecta; Hemiptera; Aphididae
Product: influenza virus NS1A-binding protein homolog
Molecular function (GO): protein binding
Source: RefSeq, a predicted model, not a curated record